UUCUACUUUUUCGUGUGUCGCAUCGAUACAAUUUGAACACAACGUGCGCUGGUUCCUUAAAGCUACCGUUUAAUCCAAAUCAGUUAGUCUUUGAAAGCGGUCGUCGAAACAAAUAUUCGGUUGUUUUGUGUAACCGUUCCAAAUAGAAUUGUUUGAUCAAAAGGAAUAAAUAGAAGCGUUAGAAUCAAAUUGAUUCCAUUGAUUUUGUUUGUUGUUUAUUUUCUUUUUUUUUUGGUUUAGUGAUGAUAGUAUUUACCGUCAAUUCAUCGUUCUAGCGGAUAUUUGUUGACGGAUUUUUUGUUUGUUUGUUCGGAGUGAAAUAAUAAAAAUCCCAAUCAGAAUAUUUUUUUCACAGUGUGAUUUUGUGAACGGAAAAGGAUCAAGUCAAAGUACUUCAGGAUUAAUUUGAUAUUGCACUCGGUGAAAAUAUGACGACUACGAGUCAACCAUCAACAACAACGGUCACAGCUACGGUACCGCCAGCUCGGAAUGAACCAACUCAGAUCAAAUCAGAUGUCGAUGAGAAGGUGGCCAAUUUGAGUGCGAAACGAGAUGCGAGUUGGCCAUCGGUUCUGUUUUACAUACAUUUAAACAUACUCGGCCUGUACGGGAUUAUGGUGCUCUUCACAAAUGCCUACUUUACAACUGUGAUAUUUACAGUCUUUUUAUCAUUCAUCGGUAUCAUCGGUGUGACAUGCGGUGCACAUCGAUUGUGGGCACAUCAAACAUAUGAAGCCAACACAUUCCUUCGAUUGUUUUUGAUGUUGUGUCAAACAAUGGCCGGUCAGGGAUCAAUAUAUGAUUGGGUUCAAUAUCAUCGCUUGCAUCAUCGUACAUUUAAAACAUCCGACGAUCCAUAUUAUAGCGAAAAAGACUUUUUGCAUGCUCAAGUUUUCGCGCACAUUCGUAAUUUAAGCCCCAAACAAGAGUAUUUGCUCAAACAAGUGGAUAUGAAAGACUUGGAAGCCGACAAAAUUGUUAUGUUCCAGAAAAAGUUCUACUGGAUUCUCUAUUUGAUUUUCUUCGUACUAUUGCCAAUCAAUGCACCGUUAGAAUAUUGGGAUGAUUCCAUUCAAGCCGCAUUGUUCGUCACAUUUUCGUUGCGAUAUUUGAUUGUGUUGAAUAUUUCAUGGCUCAUAACAUCGGCUCACUUCAUCUGGGGAUUGGACAAAAAGCACAAGCCAUCCGAUUCGAAUAUGAUUUUCUUGGUAACAAAGAGCUACUGGCCACAAUACCACUAUUUACUUCCAUUCGACUAUCAAACCGGUGAAUUUGGAAAUUAUGGCUCUGGAUGCACAACCGCAUUGAUUCGAGUUUUUGCUGCACUUGGACUGGCCGAAAACUUGAAAACGAUGACAUCGGACGCAUGCAAAGUUGGCCUAUCUCGUUCGGUCGAUACCGGAUGUCCUCUUGUUGACUGCCUCACCGACGCUGGAAAAGAAUCAAUGGAACGACUUCCCAGAAACCACUACCUUAAUAAAGACAAAUAUUUCUAAUGCACGCAAUACAUACAUGAAAAUGCGCAUGAAAAAUCCAAAAAAAAAAAAACAGUAAUAUCAUUUCUCUAAAUUAUAAAAUCUUUUAUUUGUAGAAAAAAUAUCAUUGGUUCUGUCUGUACCAAUAAAAUGACACAAUAAAUAAUUCAACAAUUCGCUUAGUCAAACUUCUAAGAUUCGACUCCAGACUAAAUCCUUGACUUCAUCUAAGGAGCUAUUGAUUUUUUUUUGUAAUGAAUCUCUUCCAAAUGUCUCUUGUCUCAUAUAAACAAAAGUGUGUUUUUAUUAAGGUUGUUAGAAAGUUUGUUUAAAUAAAAUGCAAAUUUUUCCAGAAAA
Molecule: messenger RNA, 1832 nt
Organism: Sitodiplosis mosellana (orange wheat blossom midge)
Lineage: Eukaryota; Metazoa; Arthropoda; Insecta; Diptera; Cecidomyiidae
Product: acyl-CoA Delta-9 desaturase
Exons: 5
Coding region: 429-1496 (355 amino acids)
Biological process (GO): unsaturated fatty acid biosynthetic process
Cellular component (GO): endoplasmic reticulum membrane
Molecular function (GO): stearoyl-CoA 9-desaturase activity; iron ion binding
Source: RefSeq, a predicted model, not a curated record